Aspergillus welwitschiae is the source of this 1653-nucleotide messenger RNA. RefSeq lists its product as uncharacterized. The record is from RefSeq and is a predicted model, not a curated record. Lineage: Eukaryota; Fungi; Ascomycota; Eurotiomycetes; Eurotiales; Aspergillaceae. Bases 112 to 1428 code for a protein of 438 amino acids. The transcript has a single exon.
CCUGGCUCGGAUGCAACCCUAAUUAAUCGCGAUAUCGCUGUCUCCGAUGCAGACAUUAACGGCGGGCGCGAUGGUCCCUCAACCAACACCCCUCCCCUCCCUUUCACAAUCAUGGUCUCCCGAAUACUUCGCUUCGCACCUCUAGUCGCCCUCCUCAUCCUCACCCUCAGCACCUUCUACUAUCUCUAUCGUGCCAUCCACGUCGACACCCACCCAGAUCUCGACCUGGGCCUGGAAACCGCCACCACCUCUGACCGCAAAACCCUCCCCGACCUCACCGUCAGCCAAAUCAUCGCCAACACCCACCAUGAGAUAGCAUCCAACUCGACCCCGGACGGCCGAUACUUCCGCAUCGACUUCCGCUCCCGCCGCGGCAUCAACCCCAGCAUCAUCCCGCACCCCACCAAACCCAACACCUGGAUCAUCACCGCGCAGCUUCACGAGCCCGGUCGUCGUGAGAAGGAUAGCGCCUGGUUCGUCGAACUUGUCUGCGACGCCGUCUUCCAAGACAAGGGCCGCACCCUCCGCUGCAUCGACUAUCCCUUCAUCCUCCCCAUCGCCGCAACCGAGGGCAACAACGCCCUCUGCUCUGGCAGCCUCGCUUUCUUCGCCCUCAGCAUCGGUCCUCACGAUGCCCGCGUCUUCUACGGCCCGGACGCCCCAUACACCAUCUACGGCUCCAAGUCCGCCGUGACCUGCUUCGGCCAGUGGAUUCUUGACUUCCGACUCCUCGUCGACUGGCCUGCUUCCGACACCAUCACAGACUAUGGCUUCCGUCGUGCCACGGAGCUGCAGCGCCCAGCAACGGGCCCUUACCUCGCCGUCGAGAAGAACUGGUUCCUCUUCUGGGACCGAGCCGGCAACGCCUACGCUCACUACGACGUGGCACCCACAAGAGCCUUCGCUGCCUUGACCCUGGACGGUUCCGUCGGCGCAGACCUCGCCCCAGCAGCGGCAAGCGCAGACGCAGCCUGUCUCCAAAAAUAUCUACCUCAGAUGCAAGAUCCCGACCACGAAUCCAUCCACCAAGCCACCAACUCCCUGGCUGUGACGUUGUGUAUGCGUGCAGACCCGAACUGCCACCCAGACGACCACAAUACUGUCAUUUUGACGGUCUUCCAGCAUAAGCGGUUCGUGGAGUUCCAUAGUAGUUAUGACCCGUACGUGAUGCUGUUUUGGCAGAGGUCGCCGUUUGAAGUCUACGGGAUUUCGGACAUGCCGUUGUGGAUUCACGGCCGGGGGAUGAUGGAUGAGGGGAACCAGACGGAGAUGAUGUAUGUUACAUCGAUCGGGUGGAAGACUGCUGGGCAGAAGUAUCACGGGUAUCUUGAUGAUGUGAUGUUCUUGGCGUUUGGGGUAGAGGACGCGGAUACCGCCGGGGUGGAUGUGGUUGCGGGGGAUUUGGUGGCUGGGGUGGGGAAGUGUUGAUCCCCAUCUUACUCAGAUUAUAUUAUAGAAGGGGAGUAGAGUAGAGUAGAGUGAUGUGCUACGAUGGCAUUUCUUAUGAUUACUAUGUUGAAUGUGAUGUUGUACGAUACCUAUCCUUUCCUUCCUUUCCCUCGGAGUAACAUCUAGAUUAGUUAAUAGCUAUGUGUGGAAUUGACCCGUGAUUUCCCCGCUCAGACCCCCAAUGCAACCACAGCUUAAAUUAAC